CGCGCUGGUCCCCGGCCGGCCGGAGCGGCGGCGGCGGCGCUGGGCAGCAUGAGGGAACCGCUCGGGUCUGCUGACUUCAGGAAUGUCGAGGGCCCCUCACUGGCGAAAACCAGCCGUCCAAGGAAGGUGAUGGAUCCUGCCACCAAGAUGUUUCUAGUGACUGAGCUUUGAUAGACCCAGUGCACCAUGUACAGUGUAGAAGACCUCCUGAUCUCUCAUGGAUACAAAUUGUCACGGAACCUUCCUGCACCACGAGAGGACAGCAAUGAGGGGCAUCAGCCUGAGGUGACGAGAGCUAGAGCCGGCCGCAGCUUGUUGAACGGGUAUGAGAACGAUUCUGCAGCCUUUGCACCAAGUAAGAAAUCCCUGGGGAGAGGAUGCCUGGGUAGCUCCGAGAGCUGCUGUGGCACCCCUAGAAGCUACAGGGAGCCCCAGAGUUCUUCUGCUUUCAGAGCUUCGGAGGCGGGGUUCUAUAAUCAACCACCAUUAGCGCGGUCCUCUCAGCUGCAGACUGGGAACAGCCAAGCUGGUUGGAGAAGAAGGGGACAGGAGUACAGUGGCUUGCCAGGUCCGAGCGACCGAGAGGACCUGGAGGUCAGAGGAUUGGCCCAAGCCCACAGCCAGCCUGGCCACUUGAGGGAGAGCCCAUGGGAUGUCGGAGCAAGGACAGAGAAUGUGACAAAGAAGGCAGUUUUGGAAGAAGAGCUGAGAAUGUCGGGUGCUGCCAAGUGGCAGAAUGUAAGCCUGGAAAGCUGGAACCAGCCACGGAAGUUGGGGAGGCAGAUGUCUGAUGGUGGUGGGGAGAAGUUGUUUCAAGAUCUGUAUCCACUCAUUCCAGGGGAACACGCACUGAAUCCUCAAAACAAAGGGAAAUCCCAGUUGUUGCCUAGAGUUCUUUCCCCUGAGAGCCUGAGUUGUGUGGAAAUGCCGAUCUCGCUAAAUGAUAGACAUUUACCCAGUAUCCCUAAGAUGCCACUGUAUCCUCCAAACUGUGCACCAAAUUUGGAAACCACAAGGAACACCGAGAAGGGUGUCUUCAUUGUUCCUUUACCACAACCUAAGUUUGGGAGACCCCUCAAGCCUCCAUCUUAUGAGCUACACCAGCAAUCCAGGGGGGGAGUGGAAAACAGUGAAUACCAGGAUGGCCAGCCGAUAGACGACCUGUAUGUUCCCAGGCAGGAACACUGUGGGUUGGACUCCAGUUUGGAGCCUCCAGUCUAUGUGCCUCCUCCAUCAUACCAUUCACCCUCCCCACACAUCACAAACCCAUACCUGGAAGAUGCAGCGCCCAGACUUGUGUGUGGGGGUCGCAGUCAGCAGUACCCCCCGACCGAGAAGACCAGUGCCAGUUGCCAGCGUUCUGCUGGCUCCCUGGGAGCUGGGAACGAGUACGGUGCAAACCCACGCUCUCCUCACGGGCUUCCCCAACACCCCUGUCCCACCACUGCUCAUGACAGCUUUGUUCAGUACAUUCCCUUUGACGACCCACGCAUACGACAUAUUAAACUAACUCACCCCCAAGGCCUCUGUGAAGAAACCAAUCUUUAUGAGAAGUUGUAUAGCACUGGGCCCACUGCUCCCCAGGAGCCAGCUCAUGGGAAAAUACAACCUCGCGGUGCCUUUUUGAACGUGCAAAGCAUGACACCCGUAGCCGGGAAGGAGUGGGCUCCUUCCAUUUCUGAUCCUGGCCCCCAGUGGCUCCUGGGCCGGCUCCCCAGGGGUGGAGAACCCAGUGACAUUGCUGACCAAAGAGACAACUGUGCUGUGAGAGGAGAGCAGCCUGACAUGAAAGGCACCCAGCACGGACACUCAGAAGGCCAUGCAUCCUCCCCAAACCCACAGGGCGAGAGUACCUGCGAAACCAUAACCAAGCUCAAAAAGUUUGAAACUGGGCUCCAGACCAAGAAAAGUUCAAAGAAAAAAAAGAACGAGACCGUAUUUUGCUUGGUUUCCAUCCCAGUUAAAUCCGAAUCACAUCUGCCAGAGAUAGAUACGAACAACAAUGACUUAAAGCAGAGCGCCGAUAAAAAGAAUGGGCUUGAUAAGAGCCCAGCGUUGCAAGAACAAAGUCUCCUGAGCAUGUCUUCCACCGACCUGGAGCUGCAGGCCCUGACAGGAAGCAUGGCCAGCAGAACAGACCUAGAAAAACAAGGUCUGGGGGAAGCAGAAGAAGACAAACAAACAAAUGACCUCAGAUUCGUUCACCCUACAGGACACAGAGCGCUCAAGUAUGCUGGCUCCUGGCCAGGACACCAGUUCAGAGACCAGCAAACGCAAACCAGUUUCACUGAAGAAUCCAAAAACUCCCAUCUCCUGCCCAGUGCGAAACCGGGAGGUUCGACUGAAGCGGCGCUGACUCCCCAUUGUUUAGACCCCACUGCCGCCGGUGCCCCGACGCAGACAGCAUUAGCUCCCAGUGACCAAAAGCAGAAGUCAAGUGUUCAUUACUUAAAAGGUCAAACAUGCCUCAGCCCAUCGACCAACAGUGCUUUCUCCAGGAUGUCCUCUGCCGUGAAUCAGGCCCCUGCACCCAAAGCAUGCCAUAGUCAGCCCCACGUGGACGUCCAUGGACGCAGAGCCAGCCCUGUGCCCAAGGACAAGGUGGUGAAGGGCGAACCGACUAGUCCAUGCAACAGUCAGCAGCUAUUUGGUCAGUUUCUUUUGAAACCCGUGAGCCGUCGUCCCUGGGAUUUAAUAAGUCAACUAGAAAAUUUUAACAAGGAGCUUCAAGAGCAGAAAGAGAGCAGUCACAGUAGCAGUGAAGGUAGCAGUGAAGAGAGUGAGGCAGAGGGCCAGCAGGAUGACUGUACCGACUCCAGACGGGAGAAUUCCGCGUUCGCUGGAUACAGCCAGGCAGUGAGGGGGGAGCAGUGGCCAAGGAUGCUGCUGCCAGAGGAGCCUGUGCUGAGGUCGGGAAGAGUGAAAAGUAGGUCCAAGAGCUGUAGUGAGGAGCAGAAGGCUGCCCCUCCAUCCCAGGGUGUUUUGCAGGCAGAGGAUAGCAGAGGGGAAUUGUUCAGGUCGGCAGAUGGAAACUGGAUCACAGGGAAGAGAAACCAGGAGGUUGGAACUAGAAAAAGCCAGCUAGCAGUCAGCCCAGGUCCGGUGAAAAGAAUGAUGGCAUUUAGAUUAAACGACACAAAACCAGCCCCCCUACUCUACCCAGCUGAAUUGAGGAAGCCACUGGAAAGCCAGAAAGUUACCAGUGAUACGAGUUUUGUGAAACUGAGCACAGUGGUCACUCCAGAGGCAGAGAGCGGGGACGAGAGGGAGACAGUGUUUCCACUGUCUCUUGUGAACAAAAACCGAGGACUCUCAGCACCAGACUUGCGGUCCAUGGGGCUUCAUACAGGCCAAGAGCAGAGUGCCAACAAGUCAGAUGGCUCUUUCGAAAAAGCAAGUGCAAUAGAAAUCCCCCCAAAUGAGUCCCUUCAAGAAAGGGCUGAGCGGAUCCUGGGCAUCGAGGUUGCCGUGGACUCCCUCCUGCGGGCCAGCGGGAGAGGUGGACACAACCGGUGCCCUGUGUCUGACGAUAGUGCCUUCAGGCCAGAUUCACCCAGGGAAGAGCUGCUGACCAGCUCAGCCCAGCCAGAUGGCCCCGCAGCAUCCAAAGACGCCUUUUAUGGCCGGAGAAAAUGUGGCUGGACCAAAAGUCCUCUCUUUGUAGGGGAGAGAGACGUGACUAGACAGACUCCCCAUGCGUAUGCCCACUCAGGUCUGGAGGGGGCCAUCACCUGUGAUGCCCUCAGCCCUGAGCCCCAGCCCAGCCCCCUGGACCCCGAGUCCUUGGGUCAGAAGGACUCGGAGACAAAACCACCCUUCAGGUCCACUUUGUUCCAUUUCAUCGAGAGGAGCCCAAGCGUGGCAGGCUCAGAAAAGAGGUGCAGAAACACUUCCAAAGUGAUUGAAAGUUUGCAAGAGAAACUAGCCUCCCCUCCAAGGAGAGCAGACCCUGACCGCUUGAUGAGAAUGAGAGAGGUGAAUUCUGUGUCCAGGAUGAGGCUCCUGAGCUCCAGGAGCACCGAUUCCACAGAGGAGGCUGAGGAACUGAAGGCAGAAGGAGGCCAGGGGGAGCAGCCAAGAGGGUUUGCGUCCCUCAACGGCGGGGACCUGCCGAGGAGAGCGGCCCCCAUCCCCAAGGGCAUCAUCUUGCUGGAGGACAACGGGCAUCUGGCAGCACAGAGCACAAGGAAGAAAGGUGAUCAAGACUUCUGGUGCCCAGAUUCAUAUGAUCCCAGCAGAGUGGAAAGGGUGUGAUGAGAUACUAGUGAGGUUUGGGACCACUUUGGUGUGCUGAGUAUUCUCUGACUUGACUUGAGUCCAUCAGCCCAACUGGCCCACGUACAAGCUGGGAACAGCAGGGUUUUAGUGUUGAUGUGUCCAUUACCACCGCCACUAGGAAACCAGCCAUUCAUUCAGUGUUGCUUUGUGCAGAUAAAGCUCUAGUCCAUUGAAACCAUCUGUUUUUACAGCAUGAAGAUGUAAUCUCUAUAUUUAGAAAAGAGUUUUCAGAUAAACUCUCCUUAAUGAUAGAUUUGGCCAGGUUGGUAUAUAGUUUGGUGUUAAUCUGGCUCUGUGUGAACGUGUAAACAUGGGAGAUCUAGUGAGUGGUGUUGAAAGGAUGGUGAACGUUAUAAAUUCCCCUUCCUCAUCACCACAGCGUGUGCCCUGCCGUCACGUUCAGGAGUUGGGGGCACAGGCCUUGGCCUAGCGUUCCGCACUCUGUAUGGGGGCGUGGGAUGGAUACAUACAACCCACUUCUCAUCAGUUUGGUCUGCUGCUGCUGGAAGUAACUUUACUUAGGAGUGACUUUCCAUCAGAGAGUCAAAGCAGUAUCCUUUAAGUUCCAGAAGGAUUGAAAGCUGUGCUAUAUAGUGUACUAAGAGUAUUAUUUAUCUGGCAAUGAAAUACUUUGAGAUCAUUUGCAAACAUGCCAUUGUCUGCUUUGCACUCAGUAUUAUCUAUUUUUAUUUUCUGUAUGGAUGUUUAGAAAUUCUUUAUAUGAAAAAUAAUUGCUGGUUUAAAAUAGACCAUUUUAACAAAGUAACUAUUUCUUUUUACAAUAAUGCUAUUUUUCUAUGAUGUAAACAAUUGUCAGGUGGCAGAUUUUUAAGGAAGUAUUAUUUUAUUUAAAAGAGUUGGUAUCCCUUGGUGUGAAAGGAACCCACAAGGGGUUCACACUUGCUUUAAAGCAUAUACUCUGUCCCUUACCCGCUGACAACACCGCUACUUUUAUUGUAGAACAGAGAUGUCAGUACAUACAUUACAGGGUUAAUGAAACAGAUUCUCACAAGAAUGUUUUACAAACGUAGCUGUAAGGUUAUAUUUGAAAAUAACCCUCCCAAAACCAGCCAACAUCCUUACAACCGUUUUUGCUGUCAUAUGAACUAUAAUUACCAAAAUGUUGUUUUACCCUUGUACGUCUGUGGGGGUCUACCCUGAGACUAUGCUUUCCUGCCCCCUGCCCUACCCCUUUAAAGAAAUAUGUAUUUUUUAUCUAGAAUGCUCCUGAGUUAGUCUUUCCAUAUUUUUACAAAGUGCUUGGAGACAUUAUAUAUAUAUAUAUGCCUUUACAGAAGUAUCCUGAGGCCUAUGUAGUCUGCUGUGUUUAAUAUUGCAUUUACCUGCACAAAGUUUAUGCAUUUUUUAUGCGUUUAUCCCCGCUUUCGCGGUAAGGUAUUCCUCUUAGCUAACAUUUCAUAAAGUUUCAGUAAUGCCCUUCCUUCCUUCCUUCUUCCCUCCCUCCCUUUCUUUCUCCCUCUCUUCCUUUUUUUUUUUUUUUUGUGAAACCACCUUAUCUAUUUUUAGACUUCUCAAAUUCCUAAAAUGUGAACUGUUGGGUGGUCUGUAAUUUGGCCCUAAAACAACUUUUCCUGGGUUGUCAUGGCCUGUUUUUAUCUGUACCGUAUGAUUUUAUUUCACAAGAACGUCAUGUAUUUGGACUGUAAUAAACAAAACAGACUCUA
This is a messenger RNA of Loxodonta africana (African savanna elephant), 5963 nucleotides long. RefSeq names its product junctional cadherin 5 associated (gene JCAD). Gene Ontology annotation, cellular component: adherens junction; ruffle membrane. The transcript has 5 exons. Bases 187 to 4254 code for a protein of 1355 amino acids. The record is from RefSeq and is a predicted model, not a curated record. NCBI's taxonomy places the organism in Eukaryota, Metazoa, Chordata, Mammalia, Proboscidea, Elephantidae. Gene Ontology annotation, biological process: positive regulation of blood vessel endothelial cell proliferation involved in sprouting angiogenesis.